AGAAAGGUGAGGAAGAAGACAGUAAUAUCUGAGCUGUAAAUAAACACCGUGGAACUGCCCUGUUGUCACUUUCUCGCCCGAGACUCACAAACAGACAAGCGUUAAACAAACCGCGGUCUCUUCUACGGUGAACGUCUUUUGAGUGCAUUUUUUUUUUAUUCAUUUAUCUAACUUUUUUGUUGUUUUAUUGCUUUGACGGAAACUUGUUAAUGUUGUCAUCGAUAUUUUCCUCCGGGUACAAAUCUCGUAGGUCAUAAUCAAAGACAUGGGAUGUUGCUGCACGGACGUGUUCUGGGAUUGUACGUCGGUUUCUGAGGGGAAAUCCGCCUCCUGAACUACAACUGCUGCUCUUUUAUUGUUUGUUUUAUUGUUUAUUUUUUUACUUUGUUUUAAUUAUCAAUUUUCAUGGAGACUGUUGGGAAGUUUGAGUUCAGCAGGAAAGACCUAAUUGGCCACGGUGCCUUUGCGGUCGUUUUCAAGGGAAGACACAAAGAGAGACGUAAUUGUGAGGUUGCUGUGAAGUGUAUCAACAAGAAAAACUUGGCCAAAUCACACGUUCUUCUUGGCAAAGAAAUCAAAAUAUUGAAGGAACUCAAGCAUGAAAACAUUGUCAGUCUACUUGACUACCAGGAAAUGGGGGGAUGUGUGUAUCUUGUCAUGGAGUACUGCAAUGGAGGUGACCUGGCAGAGUACCUUCACUCCAAAGGCACGUUAAGUGAGGACACCAUCCGCGUGUUCCUGCAGCAGAUCGCUCAGGCCAUGAAGGUCCUGCGGAGCAAAGGGAUCCUCCACAGAGACCUCAAGCCCCAGAAUAUCUUGCUUUGUCACCCCGAGGGCCGCAGGUCCACUUCCGUCAACACCUACAUUAAGAUAGCUGACUUUGGGUUCGCACGUCAUCUCCAGACGGACACUAUGGCAGCCACGCUGUGUGGCUCUCCCAUGUACAUGGCUCCGGAGGUCAUCAUGUCCCAGACCUACGACGCUAAGGCUGAUCUGUGGAGCAUAGGCACCAUCGUGUACCAGUGUUUGACAGGGAAAGCACCAUUUCACGCUAGCACACCACAGGAGCUCCGUCUCUUCUAUGAAAGCAACAGGACCCUGUUACCCAAAGUCCCAAAGGAGACUUCUGGUCACCUCAGACACCUCCUGAUGGGACUGCUGCAGAGGAAUCCUCAAGAAAGGAUGAGCUUUGAUGAGUUUUUUCACCAUCCUUUCCUGGAGACGUGCUCAUCCACAAAGAAAUGCUCUCCAGUUCCCAUGUUCUCCUACCCAAGUUCAGGUUCAGGCAGUUCUUCCAGCAGCUCCUCUACGUCCCACCAGGUUUCACCACAACAUUCCGACGCAGAGAUCCAGCAACUCCGGCCCAAAGAACUUUACUCCCCGACGCAAAACACAGCUGGCUUCCUGGAGAAAGACACAGCCAAUCAAGAAUGUAGGAAAACAUCAUCUUACACAGAGGACUACGUCAUGGUUCCUGCCAAGUUUCCCAAUGAGUGCACCUGUGAUGUGGAUGUUGUGUCACCCAUUGAAAGUUGCCUGAUAUACAGCGGGUCCCCACCAGUAGCAGAACGAGAUCCCAGGCCAAUGGAAAAAACACUUCUGCCCUCUCCCCCUCCACACUCCCCCUCCAAGCCUGUCAGAGACCUGCACAGCAAGCCUGCUGGAUUUGGUGGCCGCUCUGUGCCCAUUCCUGUCCCCACACAGAUCCAAAACUACCAGCGUAUGGAAGAGAACCUGCAACCUGUCGGCUCGCACGGCUCCCCCAGGAUCACACUGUGCUGUGCAGGCACCAGGAGAGAAGACUCUCCACGGUGUGGAGGCUAUAAAGAAGCAGGUUCAGGGUUUAAUUCCCCAAGUUCGGCAGCAGGAGGAGCCCUGCUACAGCCAUGCUCCCCGCGAGUGGGAACUACCCCAACGAUCUCGGAGCAGAUUCUCCCUCUCAGUACAAGAACUGGCCUCAACAGCUCCCACAGUAUCCAGAACAGUGUCACCUCUGAGCAGGUUUAUUCAAGGAUGCCAAAACAGAUGAUGACAGUCCCAGACCUGCAGUCCUUUGACCCAUCUGCUGCUCCUCACACCAACCUCAGUAGCAAAUCUGCUGAUAAAAGGGGGCCUUUUAAAAGGUCUAGAGCACUGAGCACAGGCAUGUUGUCAGAAAUGCUGCUGAGGGCGGCCUUUGGAGCUGAAGAUGGGAGCGAUGAGAGCCUUCACAGUGAGAAAGGCAUGGAUAUAACAGCUCCACCUACUGGUUAUAACAGAGGCUUUCAGUACUCAAACAGCCCACCGCCUGCAGUCUUCAUUUCAGGUUGCCCAUCUGAAGGAAACACUCCUCCUGAUUCCAUGUUAAAAAGGAGGUCCUCAGAUUCUCCCAACUACUCUGCCUGGCUACAUAGAGGAAGGCGCAGAUGCAGUGAGACUGAAGUCAUGGAUGCCAGUCCACGCUGCCUGAUAAUUCACCCUCCAGAGCUCGCUGAAGACACGCUGAUGGAGGAGGCCCACACAGAUACCCUGAAUGACCUGCGUUUCACCUGGGGAUUUGUCCACUGUAUCAUGGAACUGGCAUCUUCUAAAGACCAGGGGCUGGAUGCCAUUAUCAGUCCUGAUGUUUCCUUUCUGGAGCAGAGCUUGGUGACAGAUCAGAUUAGCCUUCUAAGUAAAGAAUGGAGCUAUGCCGAGCAGUUAGUUUUGUACAUGAAGGCUGAGGAGUUUCUAUCGUCAGCACUGCACACCGCUAAAGAGAACAUUAAACAUGGUGAACUCGUUCCCUCUGCUACUGUGAAACAAGUGAUUAGGAAGCUGAAUGAAUUGUACAAGAGCUGUGUAACAUACUGUCGCUCCCUCAACAAUCGGCUGCAGACCUUCUUGCUUGACAAACAGAAGCUUAUGGACCACUUCACUGGGCUCACAGCAGAGAAGCUCAUCUAUAGCCACACUGUCCACAUGGUACAGGCUGCUGCUUUAGAUGAGAUGUUCCACUAUGGCACAGCAUCGAUCCAGCGCUACCAGAGAGCCCUUCUGUUAUUGGAGGGUCUUUCCCGAAUGAUGACUGAGCAAAAGGACAUAGACAGUGUACAUAAAUGUAAAGAGUGUAUUGAGCGCCGCCUCUCCUCUCUGCAGACUGAACAGUAUCCAUGAACUAUGCACUCUCAGCCACUGGAUUAACUUGCCUCAUCCACCUCCCCUUGACGUAGAUGAAUCCUCCCAGACUGUCUUUACACACAAGCACUUUGAUCCGUCUUCAGGGAAAUGACCACUGGAGCAUCUGCUCUUAUCCCAAAGUCCAGUCUGCAAUUUUACCUAAAUGCACAGAAAAGACUGGAAGUCCCGAUGUUUUUUUUUGAUUGUAUGAACUGAUUGUUUGAAUUCUUUGAUAAGGGAAAUUAGUCAUAGUAGAUUUUUUGUUACACAUUGUUAACCUCAGUUUGUUCUGUGUUUUGCACAUCAUAGAAUGAUCAGAUUAGCUGCUUUAAAUUGUGUUGUACUUGAAGUUUAAUGUGGUGGUGAAGUGGUUAACAAGGUUGCCUGACAGUCAGUGAGGCAGGGUACUCACUUCCUCUCACAGUCCAGAGACAUGCAGAUUAGCAGGUGAGACUGAAUGCAUGAGAUUGGGUCCCGUGGUGACCUAUCUAAGGUGCAGCACAACCUUUCAUCAAUGUCAGCUGGUAUUGGAUCCAGUCACCCUGCUACCCUGAACGGAUAAGCAAUGUGGAUGGAUGUACUUGAAACGAAGAUUGGUUUUUUUAUUAUCUUUUUUAAUUUUUUCUUGAAUCAUCUGCAUUAUUCGUUCACUAGCAAACAGGAGUCACAAUAUUCUGGAUGAGAUGACCAAAUCGUGUCAGUGUGUAGCAUUGUAUGGUAAAACUGUGCUUUUUGUACAUGUUUCAAUCAGAGUGUAAUAGUGAUUGUAAAGUAUAGGUGUCUUACAGUCACAUAGACAUUCAUCAUAGACUGAAAUACAUUUUAUGAAAACUGAAUCAAAUUUGCCCCCCCCCCCCCCUCAGAUCAUGAUGUUCUUAGUCA
Molecule: messenger RNA, 4020 nt
Organism: Solea solea (common sole)
Lineage: Eukaryota; Metazoa; Chordata; Actinopteri; Pleuronectiformes; Soleidae
Gene: ulk1a
Product: unc-51 like autophagy activating kinase 1a
Exons: 27
Coding region: 406-3135 (909 amino acids)
Biological process (GO): peptidyl-serine phosphorylation; positive regulation of autophagy; protein autophosphorylation
Cellular component (GO): cytoplasm; autophagosome
Molecular function (GO): ATP binding; protein serine/threonine kinase activity
Source: RefSeq, a predicted model, not a curated record